Molecule: messenger RNA, 2487 nt
Organism: Leptosia nina
Lineage: Eukaryota; Metazoa; Arthropoda; Insecta; Lepidoptera; Pieridae
Source: the annotation of a GenBank genome assembly
AUGGCAAACAACUCUGAAGAUCCUGCAAUUUUGGCACAUCAAUGUUACUUAAAAAAGGAUUACGCCUCCGCUUUACAACAUCUAAAUGAAUUGGAAAAUCUUGUUGGAAACGAUGUUGUGUUACUUAAACGUAUACACCAUAACAAGGCUGUAGUAGAACUAGCUGCAAGUGACAUGAAAAACAUCGAUAAGUUUCAAAAUUCUAUAACUGAAUGUGUCGGUGUUAAAUAUCCAGAUGAGGAACUCGAGGGAACGGCUUCACCUUUUGCGAUUUACAACUAUGCCGUCCUUUUGUAUCACUCCAGAUACUAUUACCAAAGUACAGUUAUACUAGAAAAGUUGCUGUUAUCAAAGACAAUCAAGGACAAAACAUUACUACAUCAUGCCUUAAUUCUCUUAUUAGAAUGUACAUUGUGCAGACGGUCUUAUGAAAAAACGAUAGAAAUAGCCAAUUGUUAUGGUGACACAUUUAAACCAAAUGAUGACCUAAAUAAUGUCUAUCAACGGCUUGUCUGCAGAGCACAAGUUUUUCUAGGACAAAAGUUUACAUUGAAACCAGACUCAAUAGAAAAUAUUGUAAUAAUAGCACAACAACAAUAUGUAAGUGGUAACAUUAAUGAAUCUGCAGAUACACUUGGGAUGUAUAAAGUUAUAAAGACAACUUAUAAUACUAGGAGUGAAGGUGAAGAUAUAUGGGCUGCAAUUAAUAAUAAUCUAGGUGUUAUCUUUUUGUCAAUAAAAAAGCCAUAUUUAGCUGCAAAAUAUUUCCAAAACGCUUUAAAGGAACAUUUUAAGACACUGGAGGCUGAAGAUAUUCAGAGACUAAUUAUUUGUAAAGAUCGUCCAAUAUAUAUCUACAAUCUUGGCUUAGCUUUGUUAGCAACAAAAAAUAUAGAAGGUGCUUUUGAGUGCCUUGUAGAAGCUGCCAGACAUUAUCCAAACAAUCCCUUGGUUUGGGUACGGUUAGCCGAGUGCUGCAUCAAAAAAUGCUGCAAUGAUGAGGUACAGAAAUUUACUGUUAAAAAACUAGGAAGUGGAUCUCAUACAAGGGUUCUUGUUGCAAGAGAAAAAGAAAAGUACUCAUUAGCUGGUGAAUCAUUUGCAAUACCAUCUUUAUCUCUAGAAUUUGCAGCCCUCUGCUUGAGAAAUGCUAUAACUUUACUUCCAAAUGAGGAUGCCCCGAUUGAUGCAACACAUCCGUUUAUACAGGCUCCACCAGGGCCACCUAUUAAUUGGAAGCAGAGGUGUGAGUUGAAGAAUUCUAUUCAUGUCCUCCAAAGUUAUAUAUUUUUACAUCUCCAAGAUCCAUUGGCAGCUUUAGUUAGUGCCAAUGAAUUGUUAAGCCAAACAGAUGCAUUAAAAAGUCACAUAACUUGGGCACACAUAUAUGCUGCCGAAGCACUAAUAAUCCUUGAUAAGACUGUUGAAGCAAUAGAACAUUUACAGCCUACAAUAAUUCAGGAGCUUGUGUCUGGAUUUCCAGAUCAAAUGAGAGAUAUUAUUGGGGUUUCAGUAUGGGCUAAGGCAGCAGUGUGUAAUAUAUUAAGAGGUGACCUUUUACAGGCUAGAAAGAUUCUACAACAAAUAAGCUCAUCAAAAAUAUUGCCCUUACAAAUGAGGUGGAUAUUUUUAUUGGCAGCGGUCGUGGUAUCGAUACACUUUUCAAUAAUAAUAUUUAUGUUGAGCCCAAUAUAUGGGAUCAAGGGCAGUUUGUAUGGUGGCUAUUCGCACCUUGGAUUGCGGCAGCCAAGUGUCAGUUGGUGCAAAGAACUUAGAUUGCGAAUUCCACCCUCCUCUGUUGUCGCUCUUGUCUCCUACCCUGGCAGUGGAAACACUUGGCUGAGAUACCUUUUACAACAAGCAACUGGAAUAAUGACUGGUUCUAUUUAUAUGGACUAUGGAUUACGGGUGCAUGGAUUUCCAGCAGAGAAUGUUACUAACGGUUCAGUAUUAGUUGUAAAAACACAUGAAGGUCCACCCUCAGACAACAAAUUUCAAGCAGCUAUACUUCUAAUAAGGAACCCGAGAGAUGCAAUUCUAUUUGAGUAUCUUCUGAUUAAGGCAGAUUUCAACAGAAUACACAAGGGCCACAUUGGUACAGCGCCAAAAUCGGCAUUUAAGCGAAGAACUAGAGAGCAUAAGUCUGACUGGGCGACAUAUGUAUCUGUAGAGCUUGGAACAUGGGAGAAUACACACAAACUGUGGCUGACCAAGUUCUCUGGUGCCAUCUACAUUGUGCAUUAUGAAGUAUUAGUUCGAGACACAAAAAGAGUAUUGUAUGGGAUACUAAAUUUUCUCAAUUAUACAGUUACUGAGGAUGAUAUGAACUGUGCGUUAACCAACAAAGAAGGCAUAUAUCGAAGAAGGAAAAAGCACAAAGACUUUGAUCCGUUCACUCCAAAUAUGUAUGCAGCACUUCAAACCGUUCAACAAAGAGUAAUAUAUAUGAUCACAGAUUAUCAAAGAACUCACAAUCAAACUUAUUGA